This is a messenger RNA of Prinia subflava (tawny-flanked prinia), 2799 nucleotides long. It is a transcript of the gene MTHFR, whose product is annotated as methylenetetrahydrofolate reductase. The transcript has 13 exons. Lineage: Eukaryota; Metazoa; Chordata; Aves; Passeriformes; Cisticolidae. Bases 201 to 2153 code for a protein of 650 amino acids. The record is from RefSeq and is a predicted model, not a curated record. Gene Ontology annotation, cellular component: cytosol. Gene Ontology annotation, biological process: tetrahydrofolate interconversion. Gene Ontology annotation, molecular function: FAD binding; methylenetetrahydrofolate reductase [NAD(P)H] activity.
CACCCCGCCCCGCGGCGCCAUGUCGGGUGAGGGCAGCCGCAGGGCCCCACGUGACCCGCGCGGCCGCGGCCGCCCUUAAAGCGCGGCGGGCGGGCGGCGCGGGCAGCGCCCGGCACCAGCCGCAGGCUUAUCUUUUUUCUCUUUGCAAUAACUAGAAGUACCUGCCAGCAAAUCUGCGAUGCAUAUCAUGAGCGCUCACCAUGGUUAAUGAGACCCAGCAGGCCUGCAGUGCCAGCUCCAGCUCCAGGUCCGAUGGCAGCAGCAGCGGCAGCGAGAGCUCCAAGGACAACUCGCGCUGCUCCACGCCCGUCCUCGACGCCGACCGGCACGAGCGGCUGCGGGAGAAGAUGCGCCGCCGGCAGGACGCCGGGGACAAGUGGUUCUCCCUGGAGUUCUUCCCUCCACGCACAGCCAAUGCUGCUGUCAACCUCAUCUCCAGGUUUGACCGCAUGGGAGCCGGUGGUCCCCUCUUCAUUGAUGUGACAUGGCACCCUGCAGGGGACCCAGGAUCUGACAAGGAAACCUCUUCCAUGAUUAUUGCCAACACUGCAGUGAACUACUGUGGCCUGGAGACCAUCCUGCACAUGACAUGCUGCAACCAGACCAAGGAUGACAUCACAGGGCAUCUGCAGAAGGCCAAGAGGCUCGGGUUGAAGAACAUCAUGGCACUGCGUGGAGAUCCUGCUGGUGAGGAAUGGGAGGAAGAAGUAGAUGGUUUCAACCAUGCUGUUGAUCUGGUGAAGCAUAUUCGCAAUGAAUUUGAUGAUUAUUUUGACAUCUGUGUGGCAGGCUACCCAAAGGGUCAUCCUGAAGCAGAGAGCUAUGAGGCAGACCUGAGGCACCUGAAGGAGAAAGUCUUUGCUGGAGCAGACUUCAUCAUUACACAGCUUUUUUUCCGACCAGAAACCUUUCUCAAGUUCAUGAAGGAUUGUCAAGCCAUUGGCAUUACCUGCCCCAUUAUUCCUGGCAUCUUCCCUAUACAGGGUUACCACUCCUUGCGCCAGCUGGUGAAGCUCUCUAAGCUGGAAGUGCCUCAGGAAAUCAAGGAUGUGAUUGAACCCAUCAAGGACAACGACGCAGCUAUCCGGAACUACGGGGUGGAGCUGGCCGUGUCCAUGUGCCGGGAGCUGCUGGACAGUGGGAUGGUGCACGGGCUCCACUUCUACACCCUCAACAGGGAGGUGGCCACCACCGAAGUCCUGAAGCGCCUGGGCAUAUGGAAAGAGGACCCAAGGCGGCCUCUGCCCUGGGCAGUCAGUGCUCACCCCAAGAGAAGAGUGGAGGAUGUCCGGCCAAUCUUCUGGGCCUCCAGGCCCAAGAGUUACAUCUAUCGCACCCAGGAGUGGGAUGACUUCCCCAAUGGCCGAUGGGGUAACUCCUCCUCUCCAGCUUUUGGGGAGCUGAAGGACUAUUACCUCUUCUAUCUGAAGAGCAAGUCUCCCCGGGAAGAGCUUUUGAAGAUGUGGGGAGAAGAACUGACUGGUGAGGAAAGUGUCUUUGAGGUGUUCACAUGUUACAUCACUGGAGAACCCAACAGGAAUGGGUACAAGGUUACGUGUAUGCCUUGGAAUGACGACCCUCUUGCCACUGAAACCAACCUUCUGAAGGACCAGCUGGAGAAGGUCAACAGACGAGGGAUCCUGACCAUCAACUCCCAGCCAAACAUCAAUGGCAAACCCUCCACAGACCCUAUUGUAGGCUGGGGGCCCAGUGGAGGUUAUGUUUUCCAAAAGGCAUACCUGGAGUUCUUCACCUCCAGUGAAAUUGUCACGGCACUGCUCAAGGUGCUGAAGAAGUACGAGCUGCGAGUGAACUACCACAUUGUCAAUGUCAAGGGCCAGAAUAUCACCAACGCUCCAGAUCUGCAACCCAAUGCUGUCACCUGGGGUAUCUUCCCAGGAAGGGAGAUCAUCCAGCCCACUGUCGUGGAUCCUGUGAGCUUCCUCUCCUGGAAGGACGAGGCCUUUGCGCUGUGGAUUGAGCAAUGGGCCAAGCUCUAUGAAGAGGAGUCACCCUCUCGCAUGAUCAUCCAGUACAUCCAUGACAACUAUUACUUGGUCAACCUGGUGGACAAUGACUUCCCACUAGAAAACUGCCUCUGGCAGGUUGUGGAGGAUACGUUUGAGCUGUUGAACUCUGCAACUCAGCAGUGAAAAUUCUUCUAAUCUGUUACUUCCUCCUCCCGUCCACUGACUUCGUCCACUGCCUUCGGUGAAAGAAGCAGCUCCUGUGCUGACAACGAACACACUCCUAAACCAUGAUCAGGGUGCUCCUCUGAUCUACCCACACUGUGUUCUUCUGUCCCCAACACAAAGGCUCCCUGAGCCAUUCUCACUGAACAAUAGCCAGAGCUACCUGAACCUCUGAGCUGAGGCUCCAGACUAAGCCCAAAAGCCAGGGUCUGCAGGAUGAAGAGCUGCUAAUCAUGAUUAUGCUAAUUACAGUAACAGGGGAACAUGAGAUUCUGGUAACUUUCCCAUGCCAGAAAUGCUGGCAGGGUGACAGAAACACUCCUGUCAGCUGUACCUAUGCAAGGGGAUUAUAUCAGUAUUUACCAACCGGGAAAAGAAGGUCAAAUUGCUUUUAUACUGCACUCCUAAAAUGUAUUUCUUCAUAGUUCAUUACCAUCAGGCACUUUUGCACUCACUCCAGAAGAAGGUUCUUUUCACUUUUCUCCUUGUAUUGUAUUUCCUGUUUUCUUUGUAAUAGGACUUUGGGAAUUUCCAUUCUGGAUAAGACUUAAGUAGGAAUCCCACUAUUUCCUAGAUUACAUACAAUAAAAUACAAACAUCUCUUGUA